CAGAUUUUUGUUUAUUAAAGAACACAUCAUAAGUUUUAUGUCAUCAGUUACCUUUAAUGUAAUGUCCAUGAGACAAGUUAGUUAUCACUUGCAUCAUAGCUAUAACUAUAUUUUGUAUAAAUAAAUUUAUACCAGGUCAGGGCAAUGUGAAAAUAUGAAAUUGAUAUUGAGAUCAAUUGAUAUUGUGAUAAAUUGUCACAAUUUUUUAAUGUGUUCUAGAUAUCUUACAGGUUAUUUGUACAAGUAAGGAACUAAAAAAAAUCGACUGUUGCACCUUUAAAGUGUUGUGAUAUUUCUGUCAUAUCGCCCACAUACACUGUGGUUUGAUAUUCAGUGCUCCUUUCUCGGAUGUCUUUUCCUCACACCGGCGCUUGUUUACAGAGCUGUGUGUCUCUGCGUUUUACCUCGGCAUGCCAUGCUUCGUGCUCCGAGAGUAGAGCUGAGUCCAGGUGAACACGAGCUUCGGUCGCUAACUGCCUGUGGCUAACCGCUACCACGUAAUUCUGUUAAUACCAGCGGAUUAUUUUUGGGUUUGUCACUUGGAUUUAAAGGCAAGCAGCAUCCUGCUCAUACUUGUGGUUGUGGUUGUACUUGUGGUGGUGUUUAUGGUGGCAGUUGUGUACAGGGUUGAGAUUGUGGAUGUCAUUGUUCUCAGGAAAUAAAAUCUUAAGACUCUGAGUCAUUGAUUGAGUUAUGAAUCGUCGUCUUUCUGACUUUUGGCAGCAUUAAUGCAUCACUACAGAGAGAUUUCGGCUCCUUCAUGGUGUUGAAUUCAAUUCACUCCGUAUAAAACGUGUUUUCCGUGAUUAAAUCGUUUCAGGGAAAUUAGAUUAGAGUGUGCAGAUUGAAUAAAGUGUGGUGAUUGGGAAAACUGAAGCUGUUUUCUCACAUUGUUUUGAGAAACAGGAAGCAAAAAAAGAAUGUUGUUGUGUUUUUUGUUUUGUUUUUUUUUAAUUAAGAGCUUUCUGAAUUUUAAAACACUCCAUUAGCAUUCAUGACUUGUGUAUAAAAACAAAAAAGCUGCCAUUUGUUCACACUUUUCUGCCACUAGCACUUGAGCUGUUUGUCUCGCCAGGGAGACGUCACUGUAACAGGGAAUUAAAUGCAGGUAGGAACUGAGGUUGUGAGUAGGGAAAUGAAGAAAUGUUGUAGUACACGCAUACGAUUUGUCCGAGGAAUCAUUCGAACCAUCAUUUGUACCUAAUUUGCAUAAUUGACUGUCGCUUUGUUGCUUGCUGCUGUCGCUGAAAUUGUGGCUCUGUGACGCACAAGUACGUAGAAAACAAACGUCAGGUGUCACUUUAUCACUCUCUCAGGGUUAGUGAUACACUUUCUUAUAAAUUAACUAGAGCACGUCAGUGAGGAUGCAAACCUUCGAGCCUGCUAGUAAGAUAACUGCUGACUCCGUAGCUGGAAUACCUAAGCUGUAACACCUUUGCAAUCAGAUAACACCUUUACACGUACACUGAUUUCUGUAAAACAGAGGCACAGUUUUGAUUUGUUUUCACCCAGAAGCUAAGGGGGGGAUGCAAACUUUUGCACAUUUGUUGGAUUUGUUGUUCAGUUGCAGUGGUGGUGUAACAGUGUGGAGGUGUGUGUGUGUGUAAGAGUGUGUAUUGCUCAGGUGUGUCCCUAGGCAUGUUUAUGCAGAGCUGAACUUAUCGUAUUCUCUCCGCAGAUUGAUGAUGAUGAUAUUGAAGCAUUUCCGUUGCUGCCUCUUGCUCUGUUUGUUCAGCCUGCGUUUGACCUCCCUGUUAUUCAUUCAGGCAAAUGAACUGAACAGAUUACUGCGCUUAAUGGCUUUGUGCGCGUGUGUGUGUGUGUGUGCGUGUGUGAGAGAGAGAGAGAGACAGAGCUGAGGUUCAUGUUUGUGAAUAAUGAUAUUGUGUUUAAUCUGACUGGGUGAGAGAGUGUGUGAAUAGGAGAGAGGACAAGAAAUGUAAACAGAAGAUACGCGGAGCAAGCGGACGAAAGUUGCUUCUGAGGACAAGACAAAACUCUGGGCAAUCCUGGGCCGAUCGGAAACGCGGGAGUGCAUGUUCUACAACUCCAACUGGGAGAAAGACCGGACGAACCGCAGUGGAAUCGAGCCGUGUACUGGAGAGAAAGACAAGCGCCGACACUGCUUCUCCACGUGGAAAAACAGCACGGGAACCAUCGAGCUCGUCAAACAGGGCUGCUGGCUCGACGAUGUCAACUGCUACGACAGUAGCGAGUGUGUGGAGAGGAAAGACAGCCCAGAAGUGUUUUUCUGCUGCUGUGAGGGCAACAUGUGCAACGAGAAGAUUUAUUACAGCCCCGAUACCCAAACUAUACAGACCACGUCGAACCCGCUGACGCCGAAGCCGGAGCUGUUCAACACACUGCUGUACUCUCUGGUGCCAAUCAUGGGCAUUGCUGCCAUCCUGCUCUUCUCCUUCUGGAUGUACCACCACCACAAGCUGGCAUACCCGCCUGUGCUCGUCCCCACACAGCACGCCUUUCAUAUAAUGAUAGAGGACCCUGGGUUGACUCCGCCCUCGCCGCUCCUGGGCCAGAAGCCGCUGCAGUUGCUGGAGAUCAAGGCCAGGGGGCGCUUUGGCUGCGUGUGGAAGGCACAGCUGCUCAACGAACAUGUGGCUGUGAAGAUCUUCCCCAUCCAGAAUAAGCAGUCCUGGCAGAAUGAGUAUGAGAUGUACAGCUUGAGUGGGAUGAAACACGAGAACAUCCUCAGCUUCAUCGGAGCUGAGAAGAGAGGAAACGGCAUGGACAUCGAGCUCUGGCUUAUUACAGCUUACCACGAGAAGGGCUCGCUGACUGAUUACCUGAAGGCUAAUGUGGUGUCGUGGAAUGAGCUGUGUCACAUAGCUCAGACUUUUGCACGAGGUUUGGCGUACCUGCACGAGGACAUCCCGGGCCUGAAGGACGGCCAUAAGCCUGUCGUUGCACACAGGGAUAUUAAGAGUAAGAACAUACUGUUGAAAAACAAUCUCACCGUCUGCAUUGCUGAUUUUGGCCUCGCUCUCAAGUUUGAGGCGGGAAAAUCUGCAGGUGACACACACGGACAGGUGGGUACUCGGCGCUACAUGGCUCCAGAGGUGUUGGAAGGAGCCAUAAAUUUCCAGAGAGACGCCUUCCUGAGGAUUGAUAUGUACGCUGCAGGACUGGUGCUGUGGGAACUGGCGUCCCGCUGCACUGCUGCCGACGGUCCAGUGGAUGAGUAUGCGUUGCCAUUUGAGGAGGAGGUGGGUCAGCAUCCUUCAUUAGAGGACAUGCAGGAAGUCGUCGUACACAAGAAACUCAGACCCACUUUAAGAGAAUACUGGCAGAAACAUGCGGGCCUGGCCACUCUGUGCGAGACCAUAGAGGAGUGCUGGGAUCAUGAAGCCGAGGCUCGCCUCUCGGCCGGCUGUGUGGAGGAGCGAAUCAUCACUAUGCAGCGACAGACCAACCUCAUCGCCCCCGACGACAUCCUCACCGUCGUCACCAUGGUGACCAACCUGGACUACCCGCCCAAAGAGUCCAGCCUAUGAUCCAACACCUCAUCAGCCAAUCAGACUGCAAGGGCGGGAUGAGGUGGAGCUCGAGGUGCUACAAGCAUCUCCGGCUCCGGGUGCAAGUGCGUAGGGACACACAAGUGUGUGAGACAGUUUAAUCCUUACAGACUCCUGGAGGGAAAGAAAAAGACGUGAACACUGAUCACACACGAACACACAUAUAAAGGACCUUCAGAUGGGAGGCUCAAGAAAGGAAGUCACCGUUUGCACCAAAAGUGUUCUUUUUCCACAAGCGGAAAACUUCCUGAUUUUUUUUUUUUUAAACAAGAGUGAAGACUUUUAACAAAAAAAAAAAAUACAGUUUGGUUUUAGUAUGAAAAGGGCAACACUCAGAAACUGCGAUUGCUUUUUUUCCUUCUCCUGCGAGUUCUUAUGAAUCUUUAUUGUAAUGCCAAUAAGAAAGCGCUUCUGAAUGUCCAGUACUACUGCGCGCACACACACACACACACACACACACACACACACACACACACACAAACGCAAACAGUAAACAUGUCAUACACACGAGUCUCGGGGCACCUCACCUUGUGUUCCCAACGUUUAAUUUUCUAUGCAAGUGACAUUUGAAUUGAGAUUUUCUCCAAUUUAUGCAAAUUAGGUAAAGCAACAAAUGAAAAUGAUUGGCUCUCAUGAAUUUCCCAGGCCUAUAGUGUGAGUCGGAGUAGAGAAUUGGGAAUGGACAUUUUGUUUUUGGGCACUUAAAGGUACACGCUGAGCUAUUUUACCCAUAAUUAGUUGAAGCUAAAUGUUUUGAAAUUCAAACUUCAACUAAAUACACUUUCUCUCCAAAGCCACACCCCAAGCUCACAUGUUCCGGUUCUGAUGCAUUCUGGGAAUCUAAACAUCCAAAUACUAACUAUGACCCAUAUUUGAAUAUCUAAGUUUCAGUUCAUCAGGUGACUUGGCACUUCGUAGCAUUUCACUAGACCACCACACACACACACACACACACACACACACACACACAGCAUUUCUGCCUUUCCAUAUUGGCUUUAUUUCUUUGUCUGCUGCAUUCAAAGCUUUUUUUGUGGGGGUUUUUUCCCUUUUCUUUUUUUCGUGAGAUAUCUGAGUGCGCAGCUCGGGUUGUGAAGGGUAAACCGGGGUGGAUUGUGGGUAAAAUCUGUGCCGUAGUCUUUUAAAGUCUCAAGGACGAAGUGAUGGAGUCACUUUGCAAUGUGUCGCUAGUUUUAGAGGGCUGCUGAAGAGAUUACACUAUUUUUAUUUGAUUUUCUCUUCCAUCAUCCCUGGUUUCAAAAGCUAACAUUAAUUUCUCUCUCGCUCACUUACACACACACAUGCACACAGCUCAGCUGCUCCGGUUUUCGUGAUGCACCUCAGGUAACCUCUUGGUAUUUCGCCUUCUCUCUCCUCUGUUCAUUCUGGUGCCAUUGAAACAAUAAUCUGGCUCUCUUUUGAUUUAUUAUUCAUCUUCUACACACGGGGGUUGUGCGUAUUUCUUAUGACACUAAACCUUUCGUUCUCUCUCUCUCUCUCUCUCUCCAUAUAGAAACACUACAUCAGUAUUCAGGGAUUCAGCACUAUGCGUUUGUAAAAUUACAUCUCUUAUGCAAUCCUGCCAGGUGCAACAGCAACUUCUGUAACUGUAGCAUUUUUUUUUUUUUUAAACUCGAGCUGCUUUUCGGUUAUUUAUUUUCACGCUACAGUGGGUGCCAAUACUUUAAAACAUAUACUAAAUACAUACAGAACUGAUCUCCACAUGAUGAUAAACACGCAGAAACACUGAACCAGGCUCUCGUGCACGCACACACACACACACACACACACACACACACACACACUACUGUUUCUCAUCACACUAUGUACGGUAUUGCAGAGGAAAGGGGUGCUUUAGUGCUAUUGUGUGUGUGUGUGUGUGUGUGUGUGUGUGUGAUUUUGUAACCAUUUUGAGGAGCAACAGGAGUGUAUAGAUGUUAUUGUGCUGUGAAAUUACAGAAAACACACAUUAGCUGCGCAGGCUGCUCAUCAGUGGGGAGGGUGUGUGUUUUAUUAGUAGGGGCGGAGUUAAGCUCUAAGUGUGUAACACUUUCAUCUUCAGCCAAGCCUGCUCGUUUUUCAUGACCGUGGCCGAGCCGCGCGAGCGUCGCAGGCCUCCUGAAGCUGCACAUAGCUGUAAAUACAGUGUGAAUGUCGUAUGUUGUAGAGUACCAGUAUAGCAUGAAGUUGUUUUAUUUUCAAAGUUAAUCACGAGGCAAAAAAUAGUCCUUUUUAAAAAAUACAAAAUAAAAAAAAAAGUGCCUAUUCAAUAGUGAGAUGUUACAGUUUUAUAUAUAACUAGAUUUGGGUCGUAUUAAUUUAUGUCAAGCCCCGAAAAUGUCACUUAAAACCCCGCUGUGAAUCAUGGGGUUUACUUUGUUUAUACUUUGUGUUUUGCUAUCUAUAUAUGUAUAUAUAUGUGUGUGUGUAUAUAUAUAUAUAUAUAUAUAUAUAUAUAUAUAUAUAUAUAUAUAUAUAUAUAUAUAUAUAUAUAUAAUUUUCUCAACUCAAAUGAAAUCGCAUUGAAAGGUCGUGCUUUGCAAACUGAACUGAACAUGUGGAUUACAUCCAAAACAGCUCUACUAGAAAGGACAUGAGCUAAUAUGUUACUCUGUGUAGUGCACUAGGGUUGCACAAUAUGGACAGAAUCUUAAUAUUAAAACUAAACAGCCUAGGGUAGGCAUUUAAAGGUGCAGUUUGUAAUGUUUUAAAGUGUUUCUAGAUGUGAAAUAAUCAUUUCGGUUUUUAUUUUCUAGUUGGAGCUCAGAAAUUCUAGGCAUUAUCUCUGCCUCCAGUGAGCUCUGAGCUGUUCAGCUCUGCCCUUUUCAUUUUUCUCAAAAUGUAACCCACAAGGAAUGUGUGGUUCAGAGGCACCAACAUCUCUAACAAGAAACUUCCUCAGUAAAUCAGGCAAAGAGAAAUUUUACCACAAAAACAAGAUGUGCAGCAAGCAGCAGUAAGAAAACAGCAAUGUGAAAAUCCAACUCCUAUUUUUUUUUUUACCAGCCAAAGAGACCACAGCCCCACCUUAUGUUUUUUUAUUGGCUCACAAGGCCAGUGCUCAUGAAUUCACAAGUUCACCUAGAUAACGUGAAGCAGCACUACCAGACGCAAAUUCAUCUUUCACAUCCCUCCUUCUUUCCCCUUCAGUGAAUUGGCUUUUCUACCAAGCAGAAAAGCACAGUAUUGCUGUAGCACUCUGUGUGGUUUCAGAGGAAGAGGUGGGGUCAGUUGGGGAAAAAGGGGAAGGCUUGUUGAUGUUUUCAUUGCAAUUGUAAUUGACCUUCCGGGCAGCAGAGGGCUCUAAAAUGACAAACUGCUCCUUUAACUUGACCACUUCUAACAAAACGCCCACAGAACAUUUCUGUGUUCAGAAUGCUCACCAGACACAACAUAGUUUGUGGUUCUAGAGCUUAUAUGCAUUUUGCAGUAAUGAUUAAAAAAACAGUAUAUUGUGCAGCCCUAUAUUGCAGGAUAUGUUUUUGGAUUAUCUCCGUGCUCCAUCCAUGUGAUCCAGGCUCAUGUGAGGAAUAGGUGAAGAAAGCAACAAAUCUGAUCCUGGGUUAAAGUUGUUUGAGAUCAGAUUGUGAGCUUUGCCAUGAGAUUAGCCAGCAGUGUUUUUAUUUUCUAAACCCAAACGCAUUACCUCUGUGACGGAGCCCGGCUCUCUCUGUCUGUCUCGUUCUCUCGCUGUCUCUCUCUCUCUCUGUCGCACUGCAGAGUCUCAGCUUCUGAUCUGGGAACAGGCCUUGAAGGAGUGCUUGUUAAAUACUGUACAGCUGAAAUGUAUGCUCUUCCCUUCAAUAAAGUGACUGCUCUGUUCGA
Messenger RNA from Pangasianodon hypophthalmus (striped catfish), 7355 nucleotides. It is a transcript of the gene acvr2ab, whose product is annotated as activin A receptor type 2Ab. The coding region runs from base 2037 to 3512 and encodes 491 amino acids. The record is from RefSeq and is a predicted model, not a curated record. The transcript has 12 exons. Gene Ontology annotation, biological process: activin receptor signaling pathway; cellular response to growth factor stimulus; protein phosphorylation. Gene Ontology annotation, molecular function: activin binding; activin receptor activity; ATP binding. Gene Ontology annotation, cellular component: activin receptor complex; plasma membrane. Lineage: Eukaryota; Metazoa; Chordata; Actinopteri; Siluriformes; Pangasiidae.